CUGCUUGAAGUGAAAUAGUAUCUAUACAAACGUAUUUUUCCUUAACUGACCUGCUGGAAUCGUGUCACAGUUGUGCUAACGUUACGAUAACGUCAACUCAGAAUAAAAUAGCUCAAAACUGCUGUAUUGGAACCAAAUGUGUCACUCAGCAGCGGUUUGUUUGUAGUGGCAGUAACGUUAGCAGAUGGCUAGUUAGCCAGAUAGCUCAGGGGAGGCAACGUUACCUUGUCAACUAGCUAUCGUCAACUGUAACUGCGGUGCACAUUAACAGCUAGGAAACACCAGCCGCACAGUUCCUUUCUACGAUUGGGACCCAGCUGGAUAACCAACAGCAAUGUCGCUGUCGACUGAGGCUCAUUUUGGGCUGAGCCAAAGCAGCAGAGGUAACGUUAACGUUAAAGGAGACACUAUUUGUGUGGUGUCCGACCUCUCCUCUGAACUCCUGGCAGAUGACUUCGACCUGAAUAAGUCCUACCCUUGUACUCAGUACCCACGGUACAAGAAGAGCCUUAUGACAUUGCAACAUCGUUAUUAUUCUGGUUCCUUUACAGGUGAACAUUUGGAUUUUUGCACUUCUGUCGCAGAGAGAAACUGCCAAAUCUCUAGCUUACAUCCUGGCUCCCAAGUGUUUGCUGUCUGCCUGCCACACCAGUCCACUGUGUCGGAGACAGGGGAAAGCUUGUUCAGUCAGCUAAUCUCUGGAGAUUUUGGCCUGUCAGGAUCUCCAUCUGCCCUCAAUCCAAACAAAGCCAUUCUUACUGUGGACCAUAAAACCAGAGAGAUUUUGUCAGCAAAUGAGCAGGCCUGCAAACUGUUUGAGUGCACCACCGAUGAGCUGACUGGAAAAAAACUGUCCUGCAUAGUGAAGAAAACAAGUCAGGUUUUGGAAGAAGCACUGGAAGAAGAUUUUCUGCUUGUGGAUGGAACUGUCGCGGGGGUGUCUGGAAAAGUGGUGGAUGUUGUGACAUUAUCGGGAGAGGUGCCAGUGUCGGUGUGUACCCACAGAAAGUCACAAAAUGAAGAGCACUUCCUUGUCAUGAUGGAAAAUGUCGAAAGGGUAUCAGCCACUCUGUCCUUUUCACAAGACGGCAGCAUCCUAACCUGUGAUUUGACAUUUGCCCAUCUCCAUGGAUACCACCAUCCUGACGAAUUAAAAGGAGUGUCUGUCAAGGAUCUAAUCCCCUCUUUACAAAUCCCCCUCCACAGUAAUGCAUUGCCCAAAAUGCUGAGAGUUCAGAGAGUGUGUGGGAAAAGCAGAGGAGGUGCAUCUGUCCCGCUGUGCAUCAAACUUCAGGGGGCAGUGGUAUGUGGGAGGCCCCAACACCAAAACAAUGGGACUGGUUGCACCUGUCCAACCGAGAGUCUUGAAAGAUCAGAUGCACAGGACAAGCAGCCAUACUCUCCUCUCACCUCCUCGGUGUGCAAGUCAGUUGGCGAACACGAAGUCAAAGUGGACAGCAUUGUCCUCUCUCCCAGCCCUGCACUGGAGUACUCUGGAACAGUUUGGGUGUUUGCUCCUGUGAGCGGCCUCCUCCUGCUCCACUCCGAUGGCUCAAUCUACAGCAUCCACAGCCACCUGGCUCUCAGUCUGUUUGGCUACAACAAGGACGAGCUGCUGAGAAAGAGUGUUACUUUUCUGAUGCCCGGUUUCUAUGGAUGGAUGUGUGAUGCAGGUAGGAAGGCCAGCUCCUUCUCUGAUUCUCAAGCACAGGCUUCGGGUAGAUCAGACCCUUCUUCGCUGGUGGCUGGUGAUAUGGGCAUGGUGCAACACGCUGUCCUGGGUAGAACCUCCACAGGGAGAGGCCGGAUCUUCACUGGAACCAGCACCCGGCUGGAGAAACAGGGCAGCGCUUUGUCCACCCUUUCUCCUCCUGCUGUCACCUCUACACGUGUGCUUAUGGCCGAUGACACUACAGAGCUGAUGGAGGAGGCAGCCCAAGUUGCUCUCUGCAGUAGCCAGACAGACAGUACAGACAGCACUCAAGCACUCCUCAAGACAUUUGCCUGGGUGGAACCUCCAGAAGAAGACACCUUCUGCCCAGAUCCUGCUGAACCACCACACCAUAACCGGGAACAGCAACUGGGAAACACUCCCUCUCAGAAUGGACAUGCUGUUGGCACAGUGGGUGGCAUGGUCCCUGAUGUAGGGAAAGACAACUGCUCAUGUGCCUCUGUUCUCCAAGACUCCAGCUUUGAGGUGAUCUCACUGGAGAGCAGGUCUUCCUCUGGCUUUUGUGAAAAGUUUGCCGGCCAUGGUGGUUCUGAUCCAGGCCAGCCAGAGGACUCUCGUUCAGCACACAUUGUGGACUCAGCCAGCUGCUUCCUAGAUCUUAACAGCAAUGGUGACCUGGUGACCCGGGCCCUUGCUGACCUAGAUCUGAGCGGUAGCAUAGAGCUGCUUAGCGGCAGAGGGUACGGUGACGAUAACCGACGCUCCAUGACGUCCUGUGAUACAGCUGAGCUCCUGCGUACGCCCUCACCAUGCGUGAUAGGGUCUGACCAGGAGGCGGAGCCUGUUGAGACUGGGAACGCUGGCGUAGACACCAGAAACGGCUCAAGUGAGGAGAAAGAAGAAAAGGAUCAGGGCGAGCAGGAUCAGUGGGCAGCGCUCUCCUCAAUUCAUAAAGACAAGAGCCAAGGGUUCUGCAUGCAAACGAACGGUGAGAUUCAGUCAAUGAGAGAGAUUCCUGCCACAUCUACUCCUAAGAAACAGAAGGUGAAUGGACGCCCGCUCUCCUCGGACAGUACACAGAUAGUGGAGGGGCAAUUCAAUGGAAGCGCAUACCACAGAGAUGGCACAAGAGUAGAUGUGCAGUGUGAUGUGUGCAGAACUAACCUCCCUGAUGGGAGCACUGUAUUCUGUGUGUGGAUGAGUAGGCCCGGCCAGCAUGGGACACAAACCGAUCGAUCACUGCACAAUCAAUCAGGAGCUAGUCCAGGAGAGAGGAUUGACGAGGCCAGUCACGGUGAGGCACUACGCUCCACCAUGGACCUGGAGCAGUCUCGAGCCUGUGACGGGCAGUUUGAAGAAGAGUACCAGCCUGUUAAAGCUGUCGGUAAAGGAGCCUUUGGUUUUGUCUGGAAGGCAGUAAGGCGAAGUGAUGGCCAAGAAGUGGUAGUGAAAUUCAUUAGCAAGGCCAGGAUAGUGAGUGAUUGCUGGGUCGAUGACCCCAUGCUGGGACGAGUCAGCCAGGAGAUUUCCAUACUGACACGAGUUCAGCACCACAACAUAGUGAAGGUGCUGGAGGUGUUUGAGAAUGGGAGUUACUUCCAGAUGGUAAUGGAGAAACAUGGCAAUGGCUUGGACCUUUUUGAAUUCAUCGACAUGCAGCCAAGGCUGGAUGAGGCCCUGGCCAGCUACAUCUUCAGACAGCUGGUUGCCGCUGUCUUCUAUCUGAGGACUAAGAACAUCCUUCACAGGGACAUAAAAGAUGAGAACAUCAUCAUUGACAAGUGUUUCCACAUUCGACUGAUAGACUUCGGCUCUGCUGCCAUGAUGGCUCCCGGGAAGCUCUUUUACAAUUUCUGUGGCACACUGGAGUACUGCUCCCCGGAGGUUCUUCAGGGAAAUCCCUAUGAGGGUCCAGAGCUGGAGAUGUGGUCUAUUGGUGUGUUGCUCUACACGCUGCUGUUCAGUGAGAACCCUUUCUGCGGUGUGGAGGAGAUCCUAAACGCCAAACUAAAACCCCCGUUCCACAUCUCUCCAGACCUGCAUGGUGUGUUAUGCGGGCUGCUGCACAGUGAUCCUGUUCAGAGAAUGACUCUGGACCAGCUGCUGCUGCAGUCCUGGAUCAGCCAGCCCAUUUCCCUGGCAGAGUACAGCUGGACAGAGGUGGUCCCUGCAACUCAGUGCUACUCCUCACCACCGCACCAGGAGUCCAGUCCCAAAGUGUACUUCAGGCAAAGCUUGUUCCCGGAUCAGUGUGAUGACACCCUUCCCGAUGAUGAGGAGGAGGACGAUGAGGAUGACAGGUUGUCAAUGGUGGCCCUGGAAACAGAGCUUCAGAAGUACCUCCACGAGGAUUAAAGACUAAUUUAAAAGGGGUGGAUCCGUCCAACGUUUAGCCUGCAGCAAUGAGAAGAGGACAUGAAGUGCAAAAUAAGAAAAGCGAAGCUUGUCUGAGUCCAAGGCCUUAAUCAAACUUCACUCUGUCCAGACAAAGGACCUUUGCCUUAUAUGGAGUAAACACAGCUUGCUACCAAGUGCAAUGAAUAUCUUUGUCAAGCUGGUGUUGGUCAAAAUGUGCUUGUUUUGUGAUAUUUGUGACUGCAUCACAGGGAAACAAAUGCAUCACAAUGCACCAGCAGUUUUUCCCUUUUAUUUAAUCUAUUGUAUUUAUACUCUGGCUUUAGGGGGAAAUUCAAGCAUUAAAAUCAACAGUUCACAGGGAUCCAAAAUCCAUGACUUGUGUUUACCUCAGAAACCACACAGAGAACUUUUGAUUGAAGUUGAAGGAAAUAGUUUUAUUGUUCCAGCUUUUGUUCAGUACAUGUCUGUUUUAUGCUCAUGAUUUUAAUCUUCAGUGUUUUAAUUAAAAAUUGUAAGUAUAUUUACAA
Molecule: messenger RNA, 4557 nt
Organism: Micropterus salmoides (largemouth bass)
Lineage: Eukaryota; Metazoa; Chordata; Actinopteri; Centrarchiformes; Centrarchidae
Gene: pask
Product: PAS domain containing serine/threonine kinase
Exons: 21
Coding region: 335-4027 (1230 amino acids)
Biological process (GO): negative regulation of glycogen biosynthetic process; intracellular signal transduction; protein phosphorylation
Cellular component (GO): nucleus; cytosol; cytoplasm
Molecular function (GO): protein serine/threonine kinase activity; ATP binding
Source: RefSeq, a predicted model, not a curated record